GGAAAUACCAUCACGGUACAUGCGGAGUUUGGUGGCCUCGCCAGCACCUCGUUCACCGGCCCUAGCCAGUACUACCAGUAGCUAAAGGCCGUACGAGAGAUCGUUUAAAAAACACAAAGCCCAGCCUUCAAGUCACCCUGGCAGUCAAGCAAUUCAUCCAUUGGCCCGCAUCUUUGAUUUACACUACUUUCCCGUAUCGGAAACAGUCCUACUCACGCCCCCCCGACACACACACACACACUCACCUCAUCCCAAAAUGGCUUCCCGCGACGUUCUCAAGGUGUCUGCCUUGCACUACAAGGAUGCUAGUAAGACGGACGAGGAGUUCGAAAAGCACGUCCACGAGAACAUCAACCCUGCCUGGGUGCAGCUUGUCAAGAGACACGGCGUUUUCAAAUACGCGGUGGCCUUCUGCCCUAGCAUCAUCUCCGCCAAGCUUGCGGAGAAAGUGGAGAAGACCCGCCCGGGCUGGACCGUCAUUAGCUCCCAUGCGGUUCUGACCUACUGGGUUCGCGACAUCGAGCAUAUGCUGGCCCUGACCGCCGAUGAGGGGUACAAGGAACUCGGCCGAACGUCAGAGGUGGGCUGGAUUGAUUCCACCAAGGGCGAAGUCAUGGUCGGAUACGAGAGGGUUUACAUCGAGAACGGGGAGAUUCUCGAUUAGAACCCCCCCAAGAACUUGAGGCGCUGCGACGGGCUCUGGGCAUGGAAGAACAAGCGGACUUUGGGGGCAUGGGCGGGAAACGACGUGUUCCGGUGUUCUGGCCACGAAAGCACAGGCGGACUUUGGGAGCGAAAAACGGGAAACAGGACCUUGGGAGCCGAGAAGGAAGCUUGACUGCAGAUGAACAAGAUGCGGGUACACGUACAUACCUUAGGAGGUGGCACGGUUCACGAUUCACCCCCUGCAUAUGGUUACGUAACCCCCCUCCGCAAUGCCUCCUUUGGGAUUCCGCUGGCCAACCGGAUGUAUAGCCAGGCACCAGGGGCUCAUAGGGGGGGCCCCCUGACCUCACUCACUGCCACUCUCGCUUUUUCGUGAUUACACUUACAACGUACCUUACCUAAUAUCUACAAAGUACACAACCAGACUCUACUACCUUACCCUCCCUACCUUAUAC
Molecule: messenger RNA, 1121 nt
Organism: Sodiomyces alkalinus F11
Lineage: Eukaryota; Fungi; Ascomycota; Sordariomycetes; Glomerellales; Plectosphaerellaceae
Exons: 2
Coding region: 257-664 (135 amino acids)
Molecular function (GO): oxidoreductase activity
Source: RefSeq, a predicted model, not a curated record